Cottoperca gobio is the source of this 3945-nucleotide messenger RNA. RefSeq names its product traf2 and NCK-interacting protein kinase-like. Lineage: Eukaryota; Metazoa; Chordata; Actinopteri; Perciformes; Bovichtidae. The coding region runs from base 717 to 2915 and encodes 732 amino acids. Gene Ontology annotation, cellular component: cytosol. The transcript has 16 exons. The record is from RefSeq and is a predicted model, not a curated record.
CUCUCCACAGCUACAUUACAUAACGCCUCAUGUACAUAUUAAACACUUGUAAUAUAAAGUUGUGUUGAUGUGAGUCAUGAAGUGGGGAAGCUUCAUGCUAUCUGUUAUCUGAUAUACAAAAUGUUGGUUCUCAAGAUAACGAGACAGAAAACAGAUAAAUUUAACUUCUUAUCGCGAGAAAACCGGGAAAUAAAAUGUUUGAAUGAUGGCCGUUUAGGUUUUUCCUCAGAACUUUAUCUUUUCUUAUCGCCAUGAAUCAGACGCCUCGCUGCACACACACACAUUUAGGGCAGAUCUCCAGCUGGUGGACGGAUGUAGGGCAGCUGCAGCUAUAUCAGUCCCUCUCCCUGUGGACACACACACACACACACACACACACACAGGUCUACCCUCAUCUCAGCCUCCCAGGAUUUCCCUCCAAGCUUCAGGGGAAGAAAUAUAUUUCCAUCACAGACCAGCGUUUAGAGAAAACACAAUUAUUAAAGUAGUUGCAUCUCAUCUUCAUCUCAUGCAGAAAGAAUAACGUUUACAACAGGAAGGAAAUCUUCCUUAUUUAUUUAUUAUUCCUUGUAGUCUGGACAUUCCACAUUUGGAUAAACUCAUGCCUCAUCCCAUCAAACCAUGUACACACACCUCACUGCAUGCUGUGAGUGACGGGUCUGUGUGUGUGUGUGUGUGUGUGUGUGUGUGUGUGUUAGGUGGAGGAGCAUUAUAAGAUGAACAGACAGACUUCUCCUGCAUUGCAGCACAAGGUCGCCAACCGGAUCUCGGACCCAUCGCUGCCGCCCCGCUCCGAGUCCUUCAGCAGCGGAGGCAUCCAGCAGGCCCGCACCCCGCCGAUGCACCGCUCCGUCGAACCACAGAUGGCCCACCUGGUGCAGGUGAAGAGUCACGGUCUGUCAGGCUCCCAGUCUCUGUACGACCCACACGGAGUGUCCUCCUCCUCGGCGUCGCCCUCCCCCUCCCGGCCUCCCAUGCCCCGGCAGAACUCCGACCCCACCUCCGACACCCCUCCUCCCCUGCCCCUCUCCCGCCUGGCGCCCCCCCUCGACAAGUUGGACCGCAGCUCCUGGCUGCGGCAGGACGACGACAUGCCCCCAAAGGUUCCUCAGAGGACGACCUCCAUCUCUCCUGCUUUGGUCAGGAAGCACUCUCCUGGAAACGGACCUGGCCUGGGACCCCGGGCUGGAGCUCACCUCAUACGGGCCAGCAACCCCGACCUGCGGAGGACCGACGUUUCCAUGGAUACACCCAUGAAGAGGACGAGCAGCGGCAGCUCCUCGAGCUCCAGCACCCCCAGCUCCCAGGGAGGCUCCAACGAACGAGGUAACUCAGCCGCUAAGACUGAAGGCUCGACACUUUCUUCCCACGAGACCAAAGAUGACGGCAGAGAAGUGACGAGACCAAGCAGGCCUGCAGACCUGACGGCUCUGGCCAAAGAGCUGCGAGAGCUGCGGCAGGGGGAGGAAACCAGCCGCCCGCCCGUCAAAGUGACGGACUACUCGUCGUCCAGCGAUGACUCUCACAGCAGCGAGGACGAGGAGGGAGAGGGCGGGGCUAAUGAUGGGACGGUGGCCGUCAGCGACAUACCACGCAUCAUGCCGGCAGCGAGUCAAGGUCCCAACGAGCCCUUCAGCCUGUUGGGACUUCACAACGAAGGCCACGACGACUCGUAUGGAAGCAGCUCCCAGGACAGCACCCUGAGGAUGCGUGAGUACGGGAAGGGGAGCAGCGGAGGCUCCAAGUCUUCCUUCACACCGUUCGUGGAUCCCCGGGUGUACGGGACCUCCCCGACUGACGAGGACGACAACAUCUCUGCCUCAGCGCUGUUUGCUGACGAGCUGCUGAAGCACGAGCAGGAGCAGGCGAGGCUCAACGAGGCCCGCAAGAUCUCCGUGGUCAACGUCAACCCGACCAACAUCCGGCCGCACAGCGACACGCCCGAGAUCCGCAAAUACAAGAAACGCUUCAACUCUGAGAUCCUCUGUGCGGCUCUCUGGGGAGUGAAUCUGCUGGUGGGGACGGAGAACGGCCUGAUGUUGCUGGAUCGAAGCGGUCAAGGGAAAGUUUACAAUCUGAUCAACAGACGACGCUUCCAACAGAUGGACGUCCUGGAGGGACUCAACGUCCUCGUCACCAUCUCAGGGAAGAAGAACAAGCUGCGUGUUUACUACCUGUCCUGGCUGAGGAACAGGAUAUUACACAACGACCCGGAAGUGGAAAAGAAGCAGGGCUGGAUCACAGUUGGGGAGCUGGAGGGCUGCGUGCACUACAAAGUCGUGAAGUACGAGAGGAUUAAAUUCUUGGUGAUUGCUCUGAAGAACUCAGUGGAGAUCUACGCCUGGGCGCCGAAACCUUACCACAAGUUCAUGGCCUUCAAGUCGUUCACGGACCUGCAGCACCGCCCACAGCUGGUGGACCUGACGGUGGAGGAGGGUCAGAGGUUAAAGGUCAUCUACGGCUCCAGUGUCGGCUUCCAUGUCAUCGACGUGGACUCUGGAAACCCCUACGACAUCUACAUCCCCUCACAUAUUCAGGGUCAGGUGACCCCGCACGCCAUCGUGGUUCUGCCCAAGACGGACGGCAUGGAGAUGCUGCUGUGCUACGAGGACGAGGGCGUCUACGUCAACACCUACGGACGCAUCACCAAAGACGUGGUGCUGCAGUGGGGCGAGAUGCCCACCUCCGUCGCCUACAUCCACUCCAACCAGAUCAUGGGCUGGGGAGAGAAGGCCAUUGAGAUCCGCUCCGUGGAGACGGGACACCUCGACGGAGUUUUCAUGCACAAGCGAGCUCAGCGACUGAAGUUCCUGUCGGAGAGGAACGACAAGGUUUUCUUCGCCUCGGUGCGUUCUGGAGGCAGCAGCCAAGUCUUCUUCAUGACCCUCAACAGAAGCUCCAUGAUGAACUGGUAACCUUCUCCUGCGACAACACAACCCUCCUCUUCUUCACUCAUCGGCCGCAUCCCGAGAGAGGGAGGACAGCAGGACACUGUGUGUGUGUGUGUGUGUGUGUGUGUGUGUACGAUGUGUGUGUGUGUGUGUUUGUGGAGGAAAUCAACGAGCUGCUGGAUGAUGGAGCAGGGGAGUGUGCCCCCCCCCCCCCGUAUAGAUACCCUCCAACUCCAGGGGGCGCUGCAGUGGCUCCACACACUGACAGUGGCCUUCCCUGUGGACGGCUCUGGAGGGUUUUGAUCCAGACUUUAACGGACGCUGUCAUCACGCCGAGUAGCCUUUGACUUCCCCACUGGAGCGGCGCUGUGGAGCAGCUCUCUGUAGCACAUCGAUGAUUCUUACAGGGUGUUCACACUGCGAGUACGACUCGUCCUUCCACUCCGCUCGUUGGUGGUGAUGCAGCUGUGCUGACUCCAGUCGCACGUCUUGUACUGCGCUGUGUUAUAGUGAGGAAACAUUACUGUAGCAUCAGAAGAAGAAAACCAAAACCGUUUUAAAAGUCCCUCCGAGCUGAACCCAAACCUUUGCAGCUCAUCCACACCACUAAGUCUUGUGUCCACACUGAGUGUGUUCCUCUCACAAACAUGUUCCCGUUUAGAAACAAAGUUCAUCAAUCAACUCUGACCAAAUGUUUUACUGCAGACGAGCGAGAAUGAGCUUCUGGAGGUCGACCUGCCAACGGUGCGGCGGGGUGAGAGCCAAAUAUACGAUAACGACAUUACUCGCGUUAAAUACAAUAUUAAAGUGUACUCCACUCUUGACUCAGACCAGCAGCACGGUCUCUCCUUUAUCUAAAGUAUUACCAGCUCCUCCCUGGCACCCUGCAGAGUAGCACAGCACGAGUCUGCAGGGGGGCUGUGGAUAUAAAGCUGUAUAACAUGAGCUGUGAGUGACAUGUGAACAAAGCCCUCUGCACAAAGCUUCAGAAUAUAGAGAGGAAUGAAAGUGGAAAGUUUGGUGUAUGUAAGUGCUGCUGAAGUGGAGACUUCUG